Messenger RNA from Gossypium arboreum, 764 nucleotides. Its product is annotated as germin-like protein subfamily 1 member 13. Gene Ontology annotation, cellular component: cell wall. The transcript is spliced from 2 exons. NCBI's taxonomy places the organism in Eukaryota, Viridiplantae, Streptophyta, Magnoliopsida, Malvales, Malvaceae. The coding region runs from base 1 to 678 and encodes 225 amino acids. The record is from RefSeq and is a predicted model, not a curated record. Gene Ontology annotation, molecular function: manganese ion binding.
AUGAAAGCUGUUUAUUUCCUUGCAGCAUUUGUCCUUUUGGGUUUGGCUUCCAAACUUGCCUCAGCCUCUGAUCCCAGCCCUCUUCAGGAUUUCUGUAUAGCAGUUAAUGAUGCCAAAAAUGGUGUUUUCAUUAAUGGCAAGUUGUGCAAGGACCCAAAGCUUGCAACUCCAGAAGACUUCUUCUUUUCAGGGCUUAAUAUUCCAGGAAACACAUCAAAUCAAGUAGGAUCAAUGAUCACUCCAGUCAUUGUUUCAGGACUUAACACUCUUGGUAUAUCUCUUGUUCGAAUUGAUUAUGCACCGUACGUUGGUCUAAAUCCUCUUCACACACACCCUCGUGCCACCGAAAUCUUAGUUGUUGUCCAAGGCACACUUUACGUCGGUUUUGUUACGUCAAACCCAGAUAGUCGUCUCUUCACCAAAGUGCUAUACCCUGGAGAUGUCUUUGUUUUCCCACUAGGUCUGAUUCACUUCCAGUUCAACAUAGGGCAUACCAAUGCGGUUGCCUUUGCUGCUCUCAGUAGCCAAAACCCAGGGGUCGUCACCAUUGCAAGUGCAGUGUUUGGCUCAGACCCGGAUAUCAAUCCUGAUGUUCUUGCCAAGGCCUUUCAACUGGACAAGAAAAUUGUUAACCAACUUCAAUCCCGGUUUUGGUCGGAUAACGACAGUAGGAAUUAAUGUUAACUUCUACAGCCCCAUCAAACUUAACUGUGUACCCAAUUCUCUGCUAUUGCUAAUUUUAUUUUCAAUUUAAUUCAAAUUUA